AGACGGAAAGACCAACGAACGAUAAUUCAGUAAAGAAUUAGGCCUAGUAUCGGAACGUGUUCACACGUAGGUGCGCCCUCGGUUUUAUGAUGUAAUUUACUGGACUCGGGGAUAAAUGUCAUUUAGUGAGGAAGCAGUCCUAACCCUCGAUCAGGCAUUGGGUCAAUUGUCGUUAGAAGCUCGAGAACUAUAUUUGGAUCACGAUGUCCCGAUAUUAGAUCAACCCCUCACGCCUCUAUCCUUCUACAGGGAAUAUGUGUCUCCCAACAAGCCUGUCCUGAUCAGGAAUGGACUUCAACACUGGUCAGCGAUAACAAAAUGGACACCAGACUAUCUCCGAGAGAAGCUAGGAGAGCGUGUCGUCACUGUCGCGGUGACCCCUAACGGAUAUGCCGACGCCAUCACGGACGGGAAGUUUGUCAUGCCGGAAGAACGACAGAUGGCGAUGUCGGAAUUCCUGGACAUCAUGGACCACCCUGACCAGUACAAUGGCGUCUUCUACAUACAGAAACAGAAUUCAAACUUCAUUGACGAAUUUGAGGACAUCAUUGGUGAUGUUGAACCAGAUAUUCCAUGGGGCACGGAGGCGUUUGGCUUAAAACCAGAUGCUGUAAACUUUUGGAUGGGAGACACACGGGCCGUAACCUCAAUGCACAAAGACCACUACGAGAACCUAUACUGCGUUGUGAGGGGGUGGAAGAAGUUCAUCUUGAUUCCACCGACGGACUCUGCCUUUGUCCCUUACGAUACUUACCAAGCAGCGAAAUUUACUGAAAAGGACGGAACAUUUCAUGUCGAAGCCGAAAAGGAAACUGGCCAGAUUCCAUGGAUUGCAGUAAAUCCUCUUGCUCCAAACUCGCAGAAGUACCCAGAGUUUGGAAAGGCCCGGAUGUUGGAGGUGUUCGUGAAGGAGGGGGAGAUAUUGUACCUCCCGUCCCUGUGGUAUCAUCAUGUCCAGCAGUCGCACGGAUGCAUUGCAGUGAAUUAUUGGUAUGAUAUGCAGUACGACAUCAAGUACAAUUAUUAUAACUUCCUGCAAAAUGUGAACAACAUUAACAAAAGCAUGAAAAAAGACUAAGGGGAGCACAGAAUGUAGAAUAAAGCUAUAUGCUGGUGAUAGCCCGGAUAUUAACAACGGAUGGGUCCCGAGGUCCAGAUCGAGGGACGGUGUAGCCAGCUGAUGGGUUCCGAGGUUCAGAUCGAGGGACGGUGUAGCCAGCUGAUGGGUUCCGAGGUUCAGAUAGAGGGAUGGUAUAGCCAGCUGAUGGGUUCCGAGGUGUAGAUCGAGGGACGGUAUAGCCAGCUGAUGGGUUCAGAUCGAGGGACGGUGUAGCCAGUUGAUGGGUCCCAAGAUUCAGAUCGAGGGAUGGUAUAGCCAGCUGAUCAGUUCCGAGGUUCAGAUUGAGGGACGGUGUAGCCAGCUGAUGGGUUCCGAGGUUCAGAUCGAGGGACGGUGUAGCCAGCUGAUGGGUUCCGAGGUUCAGAUCGAGGGACGGUGUAGCCAGCUGAUGGGUUCCGAGGUUCAGAUCGAGGGACGGUGUAGCCAGCUGAUGGGUUUCGAGGUUCAGAUCGAGGGAAGGUAUAGCCAGUUGAUGGGUUCCUAGAGGCGAGAGGAGUCUUACUUUCCUUCACUUUGUCACUAUCGAUGGAAGUCUUAUCAGAGACAUUAUGCAUGACAGUUAAGAAUUAUGAAUCUUAAUCAUCUGUAUCAUUCGACAUUUUUAUAAAGUUACAAGGUAGAGCAGUUGUGUUGCCGCUAUCAAUUAAACUGUAAUAUGAAUAUUUUCACGCUUUGUUUCAUUUCCGUGACUUGUAAAUUUAGGUAUAAUAUUAACAGAGUUCUUGAAAAUGAAUAACUCUAUAUGAUCAUUUUUUUUUCACCAGAUAAUUGAAUGAAAUAAUUAUAGAUGUCA
Messenger RNA from Ostrea edulis (European flat oyster), 1913 nucleotides. Its product is annotated as bifunctional peptidase and (3S)-lysyl hydroxylase Jmjd7-like. NCBI's taxonomy places the organism in Eukaryota, Metazoa, Mollusca, Bivalvia, Ostreida, Ostreidae. The transcript has 8 exons. Gene Ontology annotation, molecular function: 2-oxoglutarate-dependent dioxygenase activity. The record is from RefSeq and is a predicted model, not a curated record. The coding region runs from base 116 to 1078 and encodes 320 amino acids.